Molecule: messenger RNA, 558 nt
Organism: Passer domesticus (house sparrow)
Lineage: Eukaryota; Metazoa; Chordata; Aves; Passeriformes; Passeridae
Product: protein FAM219A-like
Exons: 9
Coding region: 1-558 (185 amino acids)
Source: RefSeq, a predicted model, not a curated record
AUGAUGGAGGAGAUAGACCAGUUCCAGGUGCCAGCCAUUCGGGCCGAGAUGCAGCCGCUGGAACCUCCGGCUGCCAGCUUGGAGCCACGUGAGUGUGACACGCGGGAUGGUCAGCCCAGGCUUGUGAACUAUAUGCGCAGUGUGUUAAAUAUAGUUUUAGAGAAGCAGAGGGAGCUGGCUCAGAAGGGUUUCAUGAAGAACAGCAACAUGGGAAGCCCAGUUAAUCAGCAGCCCAAGAAGAACAAUGUGAUGGCACAAACAAGUCUCGUCAUUCCCAAUAAAGGCUUUUCGUCAUUAGAUCAGAGUCCAGAUGAAAAGCCACUGGUAGCCCUGGAUACAGACAGUGAUGAUGACUUUGACAUGUCCAGAUAUUCCUCCUCAGUAUACUCAUUAGCUGAGCAGAUCAACCAAGAUUUGAAUAUCCAGCUCCUAAAGGAUGGGUACCGGUUAGAUGAGAUCCCAGAUGAUGAGGACCUCGACCUAAUUCCCCCUAAAUCUGUCAACCCUACCUGCAUGUGUUGCCAAGCCACCUCUUCCACUGCCUGUCACAUCCAGUAG